AUGUCUCUUGCUCCUCUUUCGUUGGAUUUAUUCAGUGAUCACAUAGUCCAGUCAAUUGUCGACCAACUCCCAUUCGCUAUUGCACUUUGUCUUGCGAGUAACGGAACUUCGCCAUACCAAAAUCAACUUCUCAAUGCUGUUUAUAAACUUGUCGAAGUGUAUCCUCUAUCGGAUCUUAACGUGCCAAUAGAUAUCCAAUCUUUGAAAAGAAGAUUUCUACUAGGAUCUACACCGACCAUGCUUGUACAAACGAUUCUAGUUACCAGUUUAGACCCACUUCUAAAAUUGUUCGACACCUAUCCCAGUGUUCGUAUUCGUAAAUUGGUAGUUAAUUACAAAGUUUUGCAAGAAUUGAACCAAAAAAUGGCCAACAGAGUACUUAGUGUUGCUUUAAUUUGCAGUGAUCCAGACGUCUACGACUCAGAAUCAGAUUUCGAAAUGGCUGCUCAUCAAAUUGUGGACAUCCCAAAGAUUAUUAGCAAAAUCCAUGAAGACUUUUUUCCAAAGCUUACACACCUUGAAUUGGAUUUCAGAGGCUAUGCAAGAGGUACUCCAGAUAAACCCAAUGAUUUCUCUAGGAUGCCGAGUAACUUAGAUAGCAUUCAUCUACACAAUGUUAUGUUUGAGGGCUUGUGUGGUUUACCUACCCAUUUGAAGCAUUUGAAAUUAAUAGAAGACGAGCAUGGAUGGGAAAAUGUCCGUGAGCCCAUAAGCUUAGCUCAUCUUACCUUAUUAGCAUCUGUCGAAGUUAAGUCUCUCGGUAUGUUAGAGUUGCUGGAAUUACCAUGCCAGUUACAGAGAUUGAAAUUGAGUAACGUUAUUUUAUCUGAAGGGUUUGAUACUUUCGGCAAACUUACCAAAUUGAAACACCUACUGUUACAUAAUAUGAAGUUUGAUAGUUCAAAGAUCGCUCUACAUUCCUCUGAAUUGAGAGACCUUGAGCUCUCCUUAUAUGAUAUCAACAUUACACAUUCAAUUCUUAGAAGUGUCCCAGAGCCUGUCAAGAUCGAGAAGUUAACUUUGUUCGGCGUUUUUAACGUAAAAGAAUUGAAGAGGUUUUGUUCUUUAACUUCAUUGACUGCUAUUGAUUCUGACUUCGAUGAACUUCCCUUGAUCAAGAGUUUGGAGUACAUAAAAAUAACCCAGCUGAGAUUUGGCGAAGAAGUGUUGGUCGGAGAUUUUUCAAGUCUUCACCAGAUGAAGGAGCUAAUUGUAGCAGGCUGUGGAUUAAGGGGUAUUGGUUGUAAAUUCCCUACCAAUUUAGAGAUUUUAGAUCUUUCGGGUAACGAAAUACAAAUCAUAGUGGAGAAGCUACCUUCAAAACUUAAGAAAUUGGACUUGACUAGUAAUCUUAUUUCGAGCUUGGAGGAGGUAAUAGAUGGAUGUGAACAUUUGAAGGAAUUACUUCUAGAUGAGAACAGUAUUUCAGAGUUGUCAUCUACUACCCUUCCGCUUCCUGAUAGCAUUUGCAAUUUAUCAGUUCUAGAGAACACAAUUUACAAACUAGAUCCCAAAUUCCAUUUUCCCAGAAGUACAAGGAUUCUUAAUAUUCAGGCAUCUGGAUUACCCAUAAAAGAUUUGUUUGCCAUUCUACCUCCGAAAGUUGUCCUAUUCAGUUACGCAUCAGAUGUAAAUGUUACAACUACAGUGGACGACAAGAAAAUCGUAGUCGCCAGUCCUUAUCUUUGGGAUGUUAACCUUAUGAAGAUUGGCAAUUUUCGAAUCGUAUGGACAGAUUGCCCUAAGCUAGAAUACUUAGGUAUUAACUGCUCUCACAUGUUUCAGAUAUCUGUCGAAGAUUUUCCUCCAAAUAUUUGCCAGUUGAACCUUCAGGACAAUAAGAUUGAGCACAUUGAGGGAGAUUUUAGAAUGUUUCCUCACUUGGCAAAAGUAGAUCUCAGUUCAAACGAGUUGGAUGUAUGGAAGGGACAACACGCGGAUAAAAUCAUCCCUUCUAUGAUAUUCGAAUGA
Molecule: messenger RNA, 1971 nt
Organism: Scheffersomyces stipitis CBS 6054
Lineage: Eukaryota; Fungi; Ascomycota; Pichiomycetes; Serinales; Debaryomycetaceae
Product: leucine-rich repeat domain-containing protein
Exons: 1
Coding region: 1-1971 (656 amino acids)
Molecular function (GO): protein binding
Source: RefSeq, a predicted model, not a curated record